This is a messenger RNA of Acaulospora morrowiae, 2337 nucleotides long. The record is from the annotation of a GenBank genome assembly. Lineage: Eukaryota; Fungi; Glomeromycota; Glomeromycetes; Diversisporales; Acaulosporaceae.
GCGGAGACGUUUUACUUCAUGAUUAUGGGCUCGGAAGUUUCUGACACUGAUGGGACAACGAUCACGACGAUCAAAGAUGAUUCGGAACUAGAAAUUAGCUUAAGAUCUACUACAAAUAAAAAAAGGGCGAGAUCUAUUUCCUCCUCGGAAGGUUACAUUGAUGAAUUGGGCGAAGAGUCUCAACUAAGUUCUGUGGGUUCACGUCUUGGUUCGCCAACCAGUAGAGGAACCAAGAAAAAAGUGAAAUCGAGUUACACCAAUUCAGGAAGUAAUAAAAUGACUUCAAAGAAACACAGGAAACCUGGUAGUCCCACAAGAUCCAAGAGACAAAUUAAGCCACUAACGAAACAACAACCUAUUCCCGUACAACCUGCAAGAAAACGAGGAAGACCUGCUGGUAUUAAGAAUAGAGUCCCAAUUCAGCAGCAUGAUAAUGAGAACGAUGAUGAUUAUGGAAGGGAUCUCGAUUCACAGAUAAUUCACAGGAGGAACUCGGGAAAAUUAACAGUAAUAGAAGAAAAUGAUGUGUUUGCAAAGGACAACGCCGGUCAAACAAAUUUGCAUCGGGCAUGUCAAGCAUGUUCAGGGGAAAGUCUGGAUAUGGUGAAGGCGUUAAUUAACGGAGGGGCUGAAGUCAAUGUUCGUGAUAAUGCGGGACUGACGCCACUUCAUGAAGCUGUGAAUGCUCAGAAUUAUGAUGUUGUAAAAUACUUACUAGAGGCCGGGGCAAAUCCAAAUAUGGGCGAAUCGGAUGGGGUAGAUACACCACUUCAUGAUGCUGUAAAUUUGACGAAUGAAGAAAUAAUUUCUCUAUUGGUAGUCUAUGGUGGCGAUCCGGAUAAAAUGAAUUUAAACGGAAUAACGCCAAAAAUGUUGGCUGCAGAUGAGCCGCAAAUUUUACCACUUCUUAAGUCAGCUAGUAAAGUCAAGGAACCAAAUUCACUAAUAGUGCGAAGGAAUACAGAGGCUAAAGUUUCCGAAGAAUCUCGAAGAAUCUCACCCGGGGAAGCAGGCAAAAUUCUACAUCGGAAGUCAUCUAUACCUAAUCAUCCAGGACGUUCAACGCGUUCAACUAAGACGAAUGGUAGAAGUAGAUGUAGUGAUAGCCUAAGGAAUAAUGGUGCUAGAGGGAUAACAUCAUCAAAUGAAGUAUUAAGAUUGGAUCUCUCAAUCGAUUCCAAAACCGGACGCAGUAGAUUGCAUCACUAUUCAAAGUUAGGUCACGCUGAAGCAGUAGUUGGCAUAUUAGAAAUGGACUCGUCGUUAAUCAAUCACGCGGACAAGCUAAGUCGACGAACUUCUUUGCACGAAGCUUCAAUAGAAGGACAUCAUGAGAUUAUAGGUUUUUUACUUGCUUACCAGGCUGACAUUAAUGCUCAGGACAAAUAUGGAAACACGCCUCUUCAUUAUGCCUCAUUUUAUGGACAUGCUGAUGUGAUCAAAUUACUACUAGAACACAACACGGCACUUAGAAUUAAAAACGAAGACGGUAAAACCCCUUUAGAAAUGGCUCGAGGUAGGAGAAAUGUUAUACAAUUGCUUUGCCAGGCACUUGAUGUUGAUUCUGACAAGUAUUUGUCUAACAAUAUCACUAAAAAAUCGGAACCUGGACAUGAGCAAAAAUACGAACCCAGAAACGUAUCCAAACGUACACCGGAGUUCUGUGAAGAUUCUGAAAAAGAAGGAAGUUCAGUGCGAGUUGACACACCAGAUGCUCAAUCAGAAACUUUUAGUGUUGAAUCAGAAAAAAAGAACUUUACCUACGAAUCAAUAUGUAAUAUGGAUACCGACACUGAUCUUGAACCUGUAUAUCAGGAUAGUGAUGGAAACUUUUCUUCAUCGUCACUAUCGGACACAGAAGAGUCACAACCAAAAACGCCAGUUCUCAAAGCUGGGCCAAUAUACGCCUUUCAGUUUGAUCCUAAAAUUGAUGGAUAUCCGCUAGUCCCUUACACCGGAAAUGAAGAUGCGCGGUUUGUAAUCGAUAUUCAAAUCGAAAGAUAUCUUGUGUGGGAUCGUGGGUCUUUAGCUAAGAAGAUAAAUCGGAAUAUAGCGCAAAGGAAAGUUACAUUUGAUGAGAAGAGAAUGUUAUGGCCAUUACUUAAUAAAGAAAUUUGGAGAGAUUCAGCGCCUGAAAGUCAUUCAUUUGAAAACAUUCAAACGGAACGAAGAUCACAAUUUGAUAAGUGGGAACUGCAUUUCAUAAAGUAUCCGGAUAUACUGAAAAUCAUAUCGGGGCCAUGGGAAGGACGUCAAAUAGGGGACCUUAAAAUAUUUCCAAUUGAUAUAGUCAGUAACGAUGGUAACAUAGACGAUGCAGAAGAAUCAGAUUGCUAG